Messenger RNA from Owenia fusiformis, 1975 nucleotides. The record is from the annotation of a GenBank genome assembly. Lineage: Eukaryota; Metazoa; Annelida; Polychaeta; Sabellida; Oweniidae.
UUGACAGAAACAUCAUCUGGUGGUGAAAUCACUGUUACUGUGCCUACAUCAUCUGGUCUUACAGAUGAAAAUGGAACUAACAUUGACCUACCAUCAGAGGGUGAUGUGGUGCAAAUUGGUGACAUAUCUGUUAGCCAAAAUAAGACAUCCUUUACUGUCACUGGAGGAGACUCUUCUACAGAUAUUGUAGUGAAUAGCAUUGGUGUAAUUGACAGUGAUGGUAAUGUAGUUCAUUUGUCACCAGGUGAAAGUGUACUACUUGGUGAUAUACUUGUUGAGCGUGUUGAUGAUGACACCUAUGUUAUCACCAGUGAAUCAACAGGAACUAGAGUAACUAUUACUGUUGAGGUACCCAAUACAACUGGACUUACUGAUUUAGAAGGCAAUGACAUUGAUAUGUCAUCUGAAGAUCCUGUUUCUGUUGGAGAUAUGACAGUUGGCCAAGAAACUGAUAAUUCAUUCUCAGUAACUGGUUCAGAUGGAACAUCAUUUACUGUGAAUGACUCUGGAGUUAUUGAUAACAAUGGUGAUAUCAUUGAUAUACCAACUGGAGAAAACACUACUAUUGGUGAUGUAACUGUUACUCGUGUACAUGAUGAUACAAUUAUCCUGACUGAUGAAUCAACUGGAAGUGAAGUUGCUGUCACAGUUACACCACCCAACACAGGAGUUACUGAUAGUGAAGGAAAUCCUGUUGACCUUACACCUGGAGGAUGUUUCAUCUGUUGGCAAUGUAACCAUUAGCACUCAGACAGGUGGUACAGCUUUCAAUAUAUCUGAUGGUUCAUCCAAUGGAACGAUUAAAGUCACUGUAGCUGGUAUAACUGAUAACAAUGGUGAAAACAUUGAUCUCUCAUCUGGUGAAAACAUUACUGUUGGUAAUUUGACUAUCACCAAGGUAGAUGAAGACACUUUUGAGGUUACUGAUGACACUACAGGAAAUGAGGUUACAGUUACUCUUACUGAACCAACAUCAACUGGUGCAACUGAUAAUGAAGGAAAUCCUCUUGAUAUUACAUCAGGAGAUGGAAAUGGCACAACCAUUGGUGACAUGACAAUAUCUCAAGAUAGUCAAACUAACAUUAUCUCUGUGACAGAUGGAUCAUCAGGAACUACUUUGAAUGUUACUGGAACUGGCAUUGUUGAUGAAGAUGGUAAUACAAUCAUUCUCAAAGAAGGAGAGAAUACAACAAUUGGUGAUAUAACUGUAACACAAGUACAAGAUGACACAGUUGUUGUAUCUGAUGGAUCAUCUGGAAGCGAAGUUGUAGUUACUGUUGUGACUCCACCUGGUAUCACUGAUGAUGAUGGAAACAAUGUUACCUUAACAACUGAAACAGUUGCAACUGUGGGUGAUAUGACCAUCACACAAGAAAACAAUGGAACUACAUGGUCAGUAACUGAUGGAUCAUCUGACAGCACAAUCAAUGUUGGUGGAACUGGUGUCACUGAUGGCAAUGGUGACAUAGUUGAUAUACCAAUAGGUGAAAAUGUAACAGUUGGAGAUGUGACCAUUACAAGAACUGAUGAUAAUACUUAUACCAUAAAUGAUGGAUCAUCUGGAAGUGAAGUCAUAGUUACAACUGAAGUCCCAUCAACAACUGGAGUCACAGAUCUAGAUGGUAAUGCUGUUGAAACUUCACCUGAUGGCACUUCAACAGUUGGCGAUAUGAUUGUUUCACAAGAUAGUGAUAAUAGCUCUAUUGAAGUAACAGAUAGUUCAUCUGGAGAAACUGUAACAAUAACUGAAACUGGUGUAAUUGAUGGGGACGGCAACAGUGUAGACCUUUCCCCAGGAGAAAAUACAACAAUUGGUGAUUUAACAAUUCAUCAAGUGCAUGAUGACACUGUUGUUAUCACUGAUGCAUCUGGAAAUACUGUUGUUGUCACUGUUUCAACUCCGACUCUGAACCUGGAGUCACUGAUGGGGAUGGUAAUACUGUUGAGCUUACACAGGAAGAUGUGGCAAAUGUAG